AUGGCGACGGUAUCAACAGCGGGCUCGUACGAGCAGUACAAGCUUGACACCAAGCGCUUCAUCUUCUGGCUCAUCGACACUGCGAAGAAGCGGGACUACGACAUCGCUGAUCCAGCCGACACCCAGCAACCCUCGAGACGGCUGAAAGGCCAAGCGAGGAAGCAAGCAAAGCAAGUGACCAACCGAGCGACCGCGUCGAAGACCAAUUAUGUUAUCUCGACGGAAAAGAUCCUCGACUUGGCGAAACAUAUCGCAGACCAUGAGGAGACCUCGACAAUGCCCAAGUUUGUUUGGUACUCCUACAAGCGGGCCGUGAGAACGCGCCAGGCCUACGCCGACCGCUAUGCCCAGGAAGAACUGUCGGAGACGGCUUCAGACGAUGGCCACAUCUACUUCCUGUGGCUGUUGAAACACUGCCACACGAUCCUAAAGAAGAAGAUCGCAGUGCAGGCGGUCAGCCGACCGGAGACUGCGGCACCUGCGCAACUUCGAUUUAACAUCGCGACUGAACCGACAUCAGCGCCACCUCUCCUUCCAGUACCUGGAUCCGCACCGCAGGCUUUUGGUGAUAGUCAGGAGACCGUACCGGAAGAAAUCGCGGCUGCUGAGGCCGAGCGAGAAGCAAAAGGUCAUAAGCUGGAUGAGCUGGCUCGGAAAUUUGAACUCGACAUGAAGGUCAAACAAGACGCGGAGGCUGAACUCGAAACGAAGAGGAAAGCCAAAGACGAGAUCGCUUUGAGGAAGUCUUGCCUGGCGGACGAUAUGCGCAUCAUCGUCGAGCAGUUGGAGUCCGACUGGAACGACACUCACAAGGCCGAUGGCGAUGAAGAUUACUUGGAUGAGACCCGAGCUACUCUCAUGACGGAAGCUGCGUUCCAUCUCAUACGCCACACGGAAGAGGCCUUGGUAAAAGAAGCUCAUGAGAAAGGGCUGCCGCCAUUUGAUCCCUCUCUCGAUGAUGAUGACUUCUUUGGCAAGACCUCAAAAGCGCUCAGAAAGAUUGAGGCGGAGCGACGUUCACAACCAGGGGAGUAUUUGUUCUUCGCAUCGCGGUCGAUCAUCCAAGAUGAUGUCGCGAACCGGCAUUCAAACGAGGACUACGACUUCCUAGUACACUACUUGUUUGAAGCCGCACUGGAACCACAAGCUAGAAGGUCACAUGAGGAACAGUACCAGAUGCCACUACUAGCAGGAUCACUAGACGCUUUGUCUCGCGCAUACGGUUCGCUAGGCUCUUUCGGCUUCAUCUCAAUGGUUUUCAUAUUCGCCGCCGAGUUGAUGAUCAGAAUUCGAACGAAAGACCAAAACCGUUCGCUGAGGGAUUACAUACCAAUGUCACGACGGGCGAGGGGUGAAGAAGCCCAGUUCGCAUCUUGGCAUGAACGGGGAAUCCGCUUCCCACAUCUACUUCAGCAAGUCACAGACUCAGGGUAUACACACCGAGGUCUGAUCUUAGACCGGCCAUUCUCUCAUGCCCGGUAUGCUAAGAUGUGGAAGUUGGCGCCUGAGCAUCUGUUCUGCGGUUUGCAGAACGACUACCCGUGGCCGGUGUUCAGGACUACCGAAAUUGAAAAAGAGUGGAUGAUGAACCUCAAGAUGAGGAACGUCAGCAAUGGUCAUGGCAAUGAGUCUGCGCGUCAAGCGGCUGCCGCUCGGCACAUUCUUCCGCCACAGGACGGAGACUUCUUGCGUAACACCAUUCCGACUCUGAGAGCGAAGCUUUCCCUGGUUCACCUUUUGCUGCGCGAGGAAAUGGGACUCGGCUUUGCCAAUCUCAGCCCGCAAAUGUUCGCCAUAGCCCAUUUGUACAACUGCUUCCAAAAGCGGGGCUGGAUCAGCGGGCGCUGGCCGGAGCUUGAGCUCAUCAUGGACCGGCAUUCGAAGAAGAUCUUCUCCACCGCAAUACCCACGAAACCAGAUGAAUUUUACUCGCGCCUGCUGCUUGUAGCCGGGUACUCAACCACGUUCAUCAAGAAAACUCGGAAUACAGACAAGGAUGUUUACAGUCGCCGCGAUUUUGGGAAAGGCACCCACAAGACGUGCGAGUUGGAACCGCUUCCGAUGACGAAGAUUCUCCGCGACUAUGUCCACCAGAGGGAAACGGGAGUGCGCACCUGGUAUCGCAUGGAUGAGGAGAUGGCCAAGCACAGCAAAAGCUCUUCGCGGACGCAAGGUUCUGGCGACCUGAACAUCUUGUCGUUCAUCCAGGAGCUUCGCAAGUCGGCAGAGCUUCCUCGCGUUCUGGACCGCCUGGAAUUUGACUACAUCAGUCUGACGUUGCAAUGCAACGAACUUUGCGAGAAGAUCGAUACCGAACAAGCACAGCUUAGCGCUACUGGAGGGAAAAUACACAAAGAGGCGGACUGGAAGUCGCCCACCAGCGACGGGUUCAUGAUUGUGGCAACGCUCCUUGGAGAUCUCGACCGCGUUGUGAUGAAGAAGAAGCGCAAUCCCAAGGGAAACAUGGACAUGGCAGAUACGACCAAUGUCGUUGACGCAGCUGUUCGAGUGAUGCAAGGCUUUCUGGAUGGGCUGAAGUAG
Molecule: messenger RNA, 2541 nt
Organism: Alternaria hordeiaustralica
Lineage: Eukaryota; Fungi; Ascomycota; Dothideomycetes; Pleosporales; Pleosporaceae
Exons: 2
Coding region: 1-2541 (846 amino acids)
Source: RefSeq, a predicted model, not a curated record